This is a messenger RNA of Histoplasma capsulatum G186AR, 2304 nucleotides long. Its product is annotated as 60S ribosomal protein L5. Gene Ontology annotation, biological process: translation; ribosomal large subunit assembly. Lineage: Eukaryota; Fungi; Ascomycota; Eurotiomycetes; Onygenales; Ajellomycetaceae. Gene Ontology annotation, cellular component: cytosolic large ribosomal subunit; ribosome. The record is from RefSeq and is a predicted model, not a curated record. Gene Ontology annotation, molecular function: 5S rRNA binding; structural constituent of ribosome. Bases 1 to 1818 code for a protein of 605 amino acids. The transcript is spliced from 5 exons.
AUGGCAGGUACCAAACGCCCAAAGGGGCUUCUAUUCGACAUUGGUGGCGUUUGUGUCGUAUCUCCAUUCCAAGCCAUCUUGGACUACGAAAUCGCAAACAAAAUUCCAAUUGGUUGGGUUAAUUACAGCAUCCAACAAACUUCUCCACACGGCGCAUGGCACAAGAUCGAGCGCGGGGAGGUGAAGCUGGACGCGGCGUUCUUCCGAGAAUUCAACAGCGAUUUCCAACAUCAGCAUCUAUGGAAAUCAUUCCAUGCUUUGCGGCAGAGAAAAGAUAAUCAAUCGUCAUCAUCGUCAACAUUUAUUCUCCCACCCCUCCCCAAGGUGGAUGCAGAAUACCUCUUUUGGGAAAUGAUGCGAGUCGCCCGCUGCCCAGAUCCAUUCAUGUUCCCCGCUCUAGAAAAACUACAAGCAUCGGGUCAGUUCAUCCUCGGCGCGCUGUCAAAUACGACAAUCCUCCCCGCAGACAGUCCAGUAGGCCCACCGGUAGAUGUAAAACGGUUCUUCGAUUUUUUCAUCUCCAGCGCGCAUGUUGGGCUGCGGAAGCCGGAUCCCAAGGUCUAUGCGCUGGCGUUGAAGGAGAUGAACGAUGCGGCGAAGAAGAAGGAAUUGCCGGGCCUUGUUGAGCCUGAUGAUAUUGUGUUUUUGGAUGAUAUUGGGAUUAACCUCAAAUGGGCGAAGAAGGCAGGAUUCCGGACUAUUAAGGUUGAUUUGGGUAAGUCGUGGGAUGCGGUGAAGGAGCUGGAAGAAGUUACUGUGCCAUCCCCAGCUUUGGGAAUCGCCGCGCUAAGCGAACACACAAAACGAGAUAGCAAAAUCCCACAAAAAAAAGUUGGAAACGAUUUUUUCUCCCUCCCUGUCCAACUCGCCCGACAUCCAGGUUCAGUAGCAACUCGACGCACCAAACCUAUCGGCAAGAUGCCUUUCACCAAGCUCGUCAAGAACAGCGCUUACUUCAGCCGGUAUCAGACCAAGUUCAAGCGUCGCCGGGAGGGAAAGACCGACUACUAUGCCCGUAAGCGUCUGAUCACACAGGCCAAGAACAAAUACAAUGCGCCCAAGUAUCGCAUGGUUGUCCGCUUCACCAACCGUGACAUCAUCACCCAGAUCGUCACUGCUGAAAUGACCGGUGACAAGGUCUUCGCCUCUGCGUACUCCCAUGAGCUCAAGCGCUAUGGUAUCAAGCACGGCCUGACCAACUGGGCUGCUGCCUACGCCACCGGUCUCCUUCUCGCUCGCCGCGCGCUCAAGAAGCUUGGCCUGGACGAGGACUUUGUCGGUGUAGAGGAACCCGAGGGCGAGUACAGCCUCACUGAAGCCGCUGAGACUGACGAGGGCACCCGCCGCCCCUUCAAGGUCGUUCUCGACGUCGGUCUCCAGCGCACUUCAACCGGUGCCCGUGUCUUCGCCGCCAUGAAGGGCGCGUCUGAUGGCGGCAUCCUGAUCCCCCACUCCGAGAGUCGCUUCCCUGGCUACGAUAUCGAGACCAAGGAGCUGGAUGCGGAGACUCUGCGCCGCUACAUCUUCGGCGGCCACGUGGCUGAGUACAUGGAAACCCUUGCCGACGACGACGAGGAGCGCUACAAGUCCCAGUUCCAGAAGUAUAUUGACGACGACGUUGAUGCUGGUGAUCUUGAGGAGAUCUAUGCUGAGGCGCACAAGGGUAUCCGUGCCGAUCCGUUCAAGAAGGAUGAGGAUGCUGGACCCAAGAAGACGAAGGAGGAGUGGAAGGCUGAGAGCUUGAAAUAUCGAAGCAAGAAGCUUACUCGUGCUGAGAAAGAGGCGCGUGUACAGGAGAAGAUUCGGGAGUUGGCAUAAAACGGGACACAAUAUGUUUUCUCUUUGCGCUUGUGAUCUGUGUUUCUCGCUUUCUAAUGUGAAAGGAUCUGGCAAAAGUUCUUUUUGCCUACAACAAGCAAACGUCAGAUUUCAAGGGGGAAAGAGGAAGAUUAUAUUGAAUUUGGUAAUGAAUGAAAUGCUGAGAAAACGCGAGCUGGCUAAAAUCUUUUUCUUUUUACACGUUUUUCCAUCACCAAUGGAAACAUUUAGCUAGCUACGCACGGAUGGAUGGUCGAGUAUUUAAUCGGAGUGAACGGACUGGGCUUAUUUCUUUUCUCCUCUUCUUUGCUGCAUGUGUUCAUGGAGUUCCUUAACUACAAAUGAUAUCAAUGAUUUUCUUUCCCUCCUCAGGCAGAAAACAUAGCAUAACCAAUCUUCCACAGUAUCCGUCAACAUGUAGAUGAGCGGCUCUAUGUCAACAGGGAAAGAAGAAAUGAAUAUACAUGUCCAGCGUUCCCUUGAUCG